Molecule: messenger RNA, 543 nt
Organism: Prorocentrum cordatum
Lineage: Eukaryota; Dinophyceae; Prorocentrales; Prorocentraceae
Source: the annotation of a GenBank genome assembly
GAGACGUUCGUGGCGUCGCGUUGGGCGGAGCUCCAGCGCUCGCCCAACCGCAAGCUGUGCCAGGUGUUCCAGCGACUCGUUCACCUCCUGAGUUGCGUGCGCAACGAGGCCGAGGGGCGGCGGGGCCUCCAUUGUCUCCAACUCUUCGGCGCCGCGAAUGGCGGCCACCAGGUGGUGCACAAGCUGUGCGACAUCGGGCUGGGGGCAUUCGCGUUCGGCGAAAUGUCGCCGACGAGCCAGGUGCGUUUCCGCGAGGGCAUGCGGUUGGUGUUUCGGCGGGCCAUGCACCUUCUCCCUCGUGGUGCGCUCUGGGUGACGAUGAAUGGCGCGACGUGGUCAGUUCAUCGUCGCUCGGACACGGGCCGCGUGGACAGGUAUCCCAGGGGCAGCGAGGACAUCAAGUCGGUGUUCCAGGCCAACGCGACGGCCACGCACGUGUCGAUCAUCGCCUUGCUGUGCUGGUUGCGGGGCUCCGAGGUGUGCAUCUGCAUCCAGCCGGGCACGCUGUUUUGGAAGUUCGAUCCCAUUGAUCAGCUGACUCAG